Messenger RNA from Drosophila novamexicana, 633 nucleotides. RefSeq lists its product as uncharacterized. The coding region runs from base 1 to 633 and encodes 210 amino acids. The record is from RefSeq and is a predicted model, not a curated record. The transcript has 2 exons. Lineage: Eukaryota; Metazoa; Arthropoda; Insecta; Diptera; Drosophilidae.
AUGUGUCGUCCACUCUGUGCACUGUGCCUGCUCGUGUGCCUCGCCAGCGCCCAGCCGGGCCAAGACAGCUGCAGCCAGGACUCCGGCACUUUGCUCUGUCGCGGCGAGCGGGCCGUGCGGAAUGUGCUGCGCAAUCUGAGCAAGAGCGACCAGCCGCUGGUAAUAAUGCGUGGCCUGGAGCUAGUUCCGGUGCCUAACAACGAGGUGGAGACGCCGCCAACUGCUGCCGCGGAUAUGGAUGCCACACUCCUGGACAGCGUGUCCGCGUACUUGCGCACGCACGAGCUCAACCUAAAGCUGGGCGACCUGCUGGACGAGCCAAGCGGCGGCGGCCAAGUGGCAGAGGCACGCAAGAAGGACAAAGGACAGGGCCUGCUGCUGGCCAUGGCGCUGAUGUUUGGCAAAAUGAUGGCCGUGCUGGGCCUGGGCGGCAUUGGCGCCUUGGCCAUGAAGGCGCUGGGCGUGGCCAUGGUGGCGCUCAUGAUGGCCGGCAUGCUGGGCCUGAAAUCGGCCGCCCAGCAGGGACAGGAGUCCAGCCACAGCAUCUCAUAUGUCACCGGCGAGGGACAUCAUCACAAGAGGCGCCGCCGUGAGGCAGGCAACACGCUUGCCUACAGGGCCUGGCAGCGCUGA